This is a messenger RNA of Solanum pennellii, 1280 nucleotides long. RefSeq names its product UPF0161 protein At3g09310. The transcript has 6 exons. Bases 194 to 670 code for a protein of 158 amino acids. The record is from RefSeq and is a predicted model, not a curated record. NCBI's taxonomy places the organism in Eukaryota, Viridiplantae, Streptophyta, Magnoliopsida, Solanales, Solanaceae.
UUCAGAUUUCGUGUUGGGAGUAUCGUUCCUGAAUAGACUUUACACUAAUGUUCAGAUUUAGUUGGGCUUCGACGCGGGGCGAAAACAAGAAGUGUAUUUUUCCAAUUUUUUAACAAAUUAUUGUUAAAUCACCAUUCUUUCUCACCAUAAGAUUAGACCUGAACCCAAGUAGUCAUCAAGAAAUUCACAGAAGAUGUCAUCUUCCUCUCAUCCAUCAAUGGCGCUUGCUUUCUACAGCUACUCCCCCUGUAAACCCUCUUCUUCAACAAAUUCCAGUUUCACUAGUUCGUCAUUAUACACGAAGCAGCAGUCAAAUCUUCUCUUUCCUCUGAGAAAAGUAAAAUUCAGGCAGCAGAGUCGAAGCUUAUGUAUCGUCAGCGGGUCGGGUUCUGAUGAGAGCAACUCUCAAGAUGAUGAAGUAGAUAAUUUGGGGGUCAAAGCUGCAUUAUCAAUGCUCAAGUUCUAUAAAAGGGAAAUCUCACCAAUAAUGCCAAAAAGUUGCCGCUAUAUACCAACAUGCAGUGAAUACUCCAUGAUUGCUUACAAGAAAUAUGGAGUUGUUAAAGGGACAGUUUUGACUGCCUGGCGUCUUUGUCGUUGUAAUCCUCUAGGAGGAUCUGGUUUUGAUCCCCCGAGAUGGUUCGAUGAGGAAAGUCCACCACAGGAAUAACACGUAAUACUCCAUCAAACAGAAAUACAGUUAUCUUCUAAUAGGUUCUGCACAAUCAUGUGAGCAAAAAGACUGUUAACGAUGAAGAUUUGUAUAGGAUGCGAGUCUUUUGGUGUUCUUGGAGGAGCACAGUGGAAAGAAUUAGGGCAGCAAAACUAAACCAAACCCACAAUAGACCACAUUUGGAAGUAAACAAUCAACACCAAACCUGCAGUAGACCACAUUUGGAAGUUACUUAUCUACCUUGUUAUGCUCAAGACUCAUAUUCGCGAUAUUGCAUUUGUCCCCCUUACCCUGUGAUACUAUCGUUGCACUUUUAGCCCUACAAUGCAUCUUAAGUGGCACAUUUGAUCCUAUUUCACAAGGACCAGAAGUACAAAACUCAUUUCUUUUGGUUGCAUGCAUGCUUGAGGCAAGCAUGAGGUAACCUAAAAAAGUCAUUUUUGUUGUACCUAAUAUCUGCAGUAGACCUUAAAACUAGUAUAUUGUGAAGCCUCACAAGCUAAUACCAACACUUGAUUGAGUUGCUUCGUUUGUUCAGAAUUGUUUCCCUAUAAUCUCAAAUUUGGAGAGAGGCCAUUUUAGGUUAACUUAACGUUGAGUUGGACCA